This is a messenger RNA of Besnoitia besnoiti, 1707 nucleotides long. RefSeq lists its product as uncharacterized. Lineage: Eukaryota; Apicomplexa; Conoidasida; Eucoccidiorida; Sarcocystidae. The transcript is spliced from 8 exons. The record is from RefSeq and is a predicted model, not a curated record. The coding region runs from base 1 to 1707 and encodes 568 amino acids.
AUGGAGCCGCAUACGUCGUGCAGCGACGAGGAGGUGUCUCUGUACGGGGACCUCUUGGAGCUGCUGCAGCACUCGCGCCGGCGCGACGUACGCACCCAGGCGCUGCACGCAUGCGUCCAGUGCAGCAGCCACCCUUCUUUCCUCGGCUUUCUGAGGUCUCUCCUCAGCAAGCAAGCCCCGGUGGGUGGAAAACGAGAGGCCAGCGAGCCGAAGGAGGCAGCGGAGCGGAAAGAAAACUUGUCUCUCCAUCCCAGGGAAGAUCUAAAGCGCUUCGUUCUCUCGCUGCUUCGAAGCCUCGGACGAGAAGAGGAUGGAGCCUCCGCCGCGGCAGUGGAGGUCCUCAUCAACCUCUCUGCAGAUGAUGUGCUCGCGGACUACUUGGUGCGGCGCGAGCUGCAUGCGACGGACCUCGUCGUGGAUAACUUGGAGGAGCAGACGAAGAACAACGCGCCGCGUCACGCGAACAUCUCGCUCAUGCUUCUCACGAACUUGACUCGCAAGGAGGAGGCAAGUCUCGCACUCCUCGAGUCGAAACACGGCGUCCCGGGAUUCAACCUCGUGCGGCUCAUCAGGGUGCUAGAUGCGGCUGCGCGUCACCCAGCGCGGAAGUCCCGCACAGACAGCUACUGGCAAGAGGAAGGCUACUUCAUUCUCUCCAUUCUGCAGAACGUUUCCUCUUUGAAAGAGGGAAGAGAGAAGCUCUCGGGAGACCUCCUGCCUCAGCUCAACGCGAUUCUCUCGCUCCUCCCUCUUUUGCCCCCGGCCUGCCAUGCGCCGAUGCUGCGUCUGUGCCUCAAUCACUGUCUGGACAAGGGUCUACACGCGGCGAUCUGCGCGUUCCCUCCGCCUUCUUUCUCCUCCUCUUUGGCCGCGCGCCCUGCGUCGCCGACCGCGACGGACGAGCCUGCGUCUUCUGUGCCCCCGUCGCCUACGUCCACGCGCGACUCCACCGUCCCGCCCAACUCGCCCCCGCUGUCUCCCUCGUCGCCCGCCUCGCCCUCAGCGGCCUCGGCCUCCCGAGGCGACAGAGAGCGAGACCCCGCGGAGAACGGAUACGGCCCUGCGCUGCCCUGCUCUCUCCUUCUUGCGCUCGCCUGCUUCCUGUAUCCACCUAAAGGCCCCAGGCGCGCGUACCCUGGAGAGGAAAACGCACAGCAGCCCGGCCGUGACUCCGAGAAGCGCGAGCAGACGCAGGCCCCGAGUGAGGGCGCCGUGCCCUUUUCCGCGGGCGCCGGAGAGACAGAGACACCCAGACAGGAGCCGGCAGCCGCGGGAGAACAGAGCGCCGGCGGAGAGAGGAGCAACGCCGCAGAGGAAAAAAGAGUUCAAACCGACGCCGAACUCGCCCGACUCCGCUUCCUCCACCCUGUGGUCUCGCGCGACGCCUACGGCCCGGCCGGGAGCGUUCUGAGCCGCAAGCUGGUCGUGGACUGCCUCGCCGCCCUGGCCCUGACAGAAACCGGAAGAGUGAGCAUGCGAGAGAGCGGCAUCUACGAGGUCCUGCGCUGCGUCCACUUGCUGGAAGACAAAAAUUCGCCCGUCAGAGAGGAGAUUGAGAACAUGGUUCACGUCCUGGUCUACUCUGAGGAGGAGUUGAAGCAGCAGGACGAAGACCUCGCGCGAUCCGCGCAGAGGGCUGAACGGCAAGGGGGAGACCUGCUGUCCUUAGAAAAUAACGAGAAACGCGCGUUAACCGACGAGGCAUAG